Messenger RNA from Pieris macdunnoughi, 297 nucleotides. Lineage: Eukaryota; Metazoa; Arthropoda; Insecta; Lepidoptera; Pieridae. The record is from the annotation of a GenBank genome assembly.
AUGAAAGCGGCCGGGACGGAGGGCGACGCCACCGACAAUGCAAGACUGUCUUACUGGUUAUGCAACUCGCCAGCUUUCGGAAGGCCGUCUGCGCUUAGUGAACGGUCGCGGCGCUCCGACUCCCCGAUUUCGCUGGUUAUUCGGCCGACCGUGGCCGAUGAAGCGACUGUGCGCCGCGCAUUCUUGCUUCUUCACCAAUCGCGACAAACUUCACGCCAGUUGUGCCCCAAACGUCGAGCGGGAGGGAGCUGUGCCAGUCGUCGCUUCAAAAUCAUCGUCAUUACAUUACUUCAUUAA